Molecule: messenger RNA, 3794 nt
Organism: Diprion similis
Lineage: Eukaryota; Metazoa; Arthropoda; Insecta; Hymenoptera; Diprionidae
Gene: SMC2
Product: structural maintenance of chromosomes protein 2
Exons: 7
Coding region: 129-3671 (1180 amino acids)
Biological process (GO): chromosome organization
Cellular component (GO): chromosome
Molecular function (GO): ATP binding; protein binding; ATP hydrolysis activity
Source: RefSeq, a predicted model, not a curated record
UGCGUGCCUUGGAUUUACCUGUUUACUGUGUGAAUGGACGGCGGUAUCUAAAUACGGUGUAUCGAAUAGUUUUUGAUUUCGAUGAAACGGCGUGUUUCCGACAUCGUCGAUAACCCAGUGAAGCAACGAUGUACGUCAAGUCGAUGGUAAUAGACGGCUUCAAGUCGUACGGAAAGAGAGUCGAGGUAAACGGAUUUGACAAGGAAUUCAAUGCCAUCACCGGCCUCAACGGAAGCGGGAAAUCAAACGUGCUUGACGCGAUAUGCUUCGUACUGGGAAUCACAAAUCUCUCGCAGAUUCGAGCAACUUCGCUCCAAGAUUUGGUCUACAAGUCCGGACAGGCCGGAGUGACCAAAGCCAGCGUUACAAUAACGUUUGACAAUCGAGAUCGCAGUUCGUCGCCAAUGGGAUAUGAAGACUAUGAGGAGAUUACAGUCACCCGGCAGGUUCAGAUCGGUGGAAAAAACAAGUACAUGAUCAACGGAUCCACUGUGCAAAACAAGCGAGCCCACGAUAUGUUCUGCUCCGUUCAGCUGAAUGUUAACAAUCCACACUUCUUGAUUAUGCAAGGAAGAAUAACAAAGGUUUUGAACAUGAAGCCUGUAGAGAUUCUGUCAAUGAUUGAGGAGGCAGCUGGCACAAGCUUGUAUGAAAAUAAAAAGAACAUUGCUUUGAAAACUAUUGAGAAAAAGGACAGCAAGUUGAAGGAAAUUACAAGCGUCAUUAAAGAGGUGCUCGAGCCGAGACUGCGGAAAUUGAAGGAUCAGAAGUCGCAGUAUUUAGAAUUCCAGCGAGUCGAGAGGGAGCUGGAUCACUGUCACAGAAUUUAUAUUGCCUGGGAAUACGUAUCCACUUUGGAAAAGAUUACCAGCACUGCAGACCAAGUGAACAAGGUCCAAAGUGUCGUCCAGGCAAAGCAAAAGGCUAUUGACGACGGGGCACAGGAAAUCGUGGACAUCGAUCAGCGAAUGGAAGAAAUUCAUAGGGCUAGGGAUGCGGACAGGGGCAACAAGCUUGAGGAGAUCGAAAGCGAGCUGAAGAGCACCGAGAGCCAGGAGCAUAAGCUUUCGGCAGAGGCGAACAGCACCAAAGAGAGUAUCGAGGCAGAGACGAAGCUGGUUGGGCAGCUGAAGACGAACAUAAAGGACGACGAGGCAGCUCUGACGACAAAGGAAAAGGAGUUGGCAAAAGUCGGCGAACUAUUCAGGAGCUUGAAGGCACAGUGCGAGGAGGACUCGGCACUGUAUCAGGCGGCGCAAGAGCGAUACGAGAAAGUCAGCUCAGGGCUGCUGCUGAGUGAGGAUGGAGAAAACGCGACGCUGGAACAACAGCUAAUGAACGCAAAGCAGCAAGCGACCAAGGCGAAAACGGAGAUUAAACAAUGCCAAAUGACACUGAAGCACAGCAAGGAGCAGCUGGCGAAAAAACAGUCGGAGAUGGGCAGCACAGAGAUCCAGUACAAAAAGGACAGUAAAAAUCUCGAGGAAAUGGAAAAGGAACUGAAAAGCCUUCAAAGUGAGAUCGACAAGCUUGACUACAACGAGGCCUCCAGGGAGACGCUUCAAGAGGAAGUGAAGGUCCUCAGCAGGAACGUGGCGACGCUGCGCUCGCGGAGUGAUAAUUUUGAAGCACGUCACUCGCAGCUCAGGUUCCAAUACCAGGACCCAGAGCCGAAUUUCGAUCGAAACUCGGUCAAGGGGCUAGUCUGCAAACUGUUCACGGUAAAAGACUCGGCCGCUGCUACCGCCCUGGAAACCGCAGCCGGUGGCCGGCUAUUCAAUGUGGUUGUCGACACAGAGACGACGAGCAAAAAGUUGCUGCAGCGCGGGCAGCUUCAGCAACGAGUGACGAUCAUUCCUCUGAACAAGAUAAGCGGUCGUGCAAUGGACCCGAAGAUAGUGAAGCUCGCGGAGUCGGUCGGUGGUAAGGGAAACGUGCAAACAGCUUUGUCGCUGAUCGACUAUCCUCCGGAAGUCGCUAAAGCGAUGAACUGGAUAUUCGGUCAGAUAUUCGUGUGCAAGGACAUGGAGACCGCUCAGAAAGUAACCUUCCACGAACGCAUUAUGAAGAAGUGCGUCACCCUCGAAGGCGACGUCUUUGACCCUGCUGGAACGCUCAGCGGCGGCGCUAGUUCAAAAACUGGCUCGUUGUUGCUCCAGCUUGACGAGCUUAAAACUAUCCAGAAAAAUCUGAACGAGGACGAGAGAUCACUGGCUGAAAUUAACCGAAGGUUAACCAGCAGCGCCGAUGUCGCGAAGAAAUUCCAGGCCCUCAAGCAGCGGUUCGAUCUCAGGAAUCACGAGGUCGAAUUGGUCCGUCAGAGACUCCAGCAAACUUCGCAUCACAAAUUGCGACAGGAGGUCGAGAUGCUGAAGUCGACGAUAGAGGAGGCGACGCAAACGCUGGAGACGGCGAAGCGAGUCGAAGCGGAUAGCACAAAGCGGGCCAACGACAUCGAGGGGCAGUUGAAGGACGCGGUCAACAUCCGAGAACGCCAAUUGAAGGCGGUCGAGAUGGAGAUGAAGGAUAUGAAGCAGAAGUCGACCAAGAGCAGAGAGCAGUGGCAGAGGCGAGAGCAGGAAUCGGAAACGCUUAACUUGGAGAUAACUGAGCUGAGGAAAGCGAUUCAGACUGGGAAAGAACAGCUUGUUGCGGCCGAGGAGAAGCUAGCGAAGUUGAAGGAGGCGUCGGUGACGCGAGGCGAGAGUCUUGCCGAAAUCAGAGAACACGUUAAGGCGCUUCAGACCAAGAUAAAGAUGCAGAAAGAGGCGAUAAACCAGAAGAACAAAGAAAUCCAAAAGCUUUUGAACAGGAAAGAGGAAAUCGGCAAACAGAAAACCGACUUCGAGCUCGAGAUACAAAAAUUGAAUCACGAGAUAGCCGCAAUUCAGGGUACAGCCAGCGAGAGCGAAUCGAGGAUCAAAGCGCUGACGAGGAAGUACGAUUGGAUCGAGAAGGACAAGGCCUACUUUGGAACUGCGGGUGGCAUCUACGACUUCAACGCCGACUCGCCGACGGAAAUAGGUCGUAGGAUAUCACAGCUUCAAAAGGAGCACGACAAGCUGAGUAGAAACAUAAACACCAGAGCAAUGGAUUUGCUGAGCAGGGAAGAGGAGGAGUACAGCAAGCUGAUGAAGAAGAAACAGAUAGUGGAGAGCGACAAGAAAAAAAUACUUGAGGCCAUCAACGAACUCGACGAAAAGAAGAAGGAGAUAUUGGUCAAGGCAUGCAAACAGGUCAACAAGGACUUUGGUUCUAUAUUCAGCACGCUGUUGCCAGGUGCGGACGCGAAGCUGGAGCCGCCGGAAAACAAGACUUACCUCGAUGGACUCGAGGUGAAAAUCGGUUUUUCUGGUAUCUGGAAGGAAUCGCUGAGCGAGUUGUCGGGCGGUCAGAGGUCGCUGAUCGCCUUGUCGCUGAUCCUGGCGAUGCUGCUGUUCAAACCGGCGCCUCUCUACAUUCUGGACGAAGUCGACGCUGCGUUAGAUUUAUCCCACACCCAGAAUAUCGGCAGCAUGCUCAAGCGGCAUUUCACUCAGUCACAGUUCAUAAUCGUCUCGUUGAAGGACGGCAUGUUCAACAACGCGAAUGUCCUUUUCAGGACGAAAUUCAUCGACGGUUUUUCAGCCGUCGUAAGAACUGCGAGCACUUCCGCGGCCCGCAAGAACUAGGAGAUAUCCGGUUCGUGGCUCGAGGUAGUAAUUUCGUUUCCAUUUGCCCGCAUUUUGCUAAUAUUGACUAUUCAUUAGCUUUUCUUUCAACUUAUAAAAUUAUCCAUCGAUUAUUUUUUAAGC